Suricata suricatta (meerkat) is the source of this 1722-nucleotide messenger RNA. RefSeq names its product heterogeneous nuclear ribonucleoprotein K (gene HNRNPK). Gene Ontology annotation, cellular component: nucleus; cytoplasm. Bases 236 to 1630 code for a protein of 464 amino acids. Gene Ontology annotation, biological process: regulation of transcription by RNA polymerase II; regulation of mRNA splicing, via spliceosome. The record is from RefSeq and is a predicted model, not a curated record. Gene Ontology annotation, molecular function: mRNA binding. Lineage: Eukaryota; Metazoa; Chordata; Mammalia; Carnivora; Herpestidae. The transcript has 18 exons.
GCUAGUGAGUGCGCGAACGAGAAAGGAGGAGGGCGCUCCAGGCGAAGGCACUGCAGACGCCAUUAUCCCCUGUUUCUCUGCGGCUGCAACCUCGACGUCUUGCCUACGUCCCGCUUUUUUGCGGCCUAUAGGCUACUGCAGCACUAGGGUGUCAGUUGGUCCCGCCCAGAACACUUCAGUUCUGCUCUGCAAGGAUAUAUAAUACCUGAUUGGUGUGUCCAUUUAAUACAAGAAAAUGGAAACUGAACAACCAGAGGAAACCUUCCCCAACACUGAAACCAAUGGUGAAUUUGGUAAACGCCCUGCAGAAGAUAUGGAAGAGGAACAAGCUUUUAAAAGAUCUAGAAACACUGAUGAGAUGGUUGAAUUACGCAUUCUGCUUCAGAGCAAGAAUGCUGGGGCAGUGAUUGGAAAAGGAGGCAAGAAUAUUAAGGCGCUCCGUACAGACUACAAUGCCAGUGUUUCAGUCCCAGACAGCAGUGGCCCCGAGCGCAUAUUGAGUAUCAGUGCUGAUAUUGAAACAAUUGGAGAAAUUCUGAAGAAAAUCAUCCCUACCUUGGAAGAGGGCCUGCAGUUGCCAUCACCCACUGCAACCAGCCAGCUCCCGCUCGAAUCUGAUGCUGUGGAAUGCUUAAAUUACCAACACUAUAAAGGAAGCGACUUUGACUGCGAGUUGAGACUGUUGAUUCAUCAGAGUCUGGCAGGAGGAAUUAUUGGGGUCAAAGGUGCUAAAAUCAAAGAACUUCGAGAGAACACGCAGACAACAAUCAAGCUUUUCCAGGAAUGCUGUCCUCAUUCUACUGACAGAGUCGUUCUUAUUGGAGGAAAACCUGACAGGGUUGUAGAAUGCAUCAAAAUCAUCCUUGAUCUUAUUUCGGAGUCUCCCAUCAAAGGACGUGCACAGCCUUAUGAUCCCAAUUUUUAUGAUGAAACCUACGAUUAUGGUGGUUUUACAAUGAUGUUUGAUGACCGCCGUGGACGUCCUGUGGGAUUUCCCAUGCGGGGGAGAGGUGGUUUUGACAGAAUGCCUCCUGGUCGGGGUGGGCGUCCUAUGCCUCCAUCUAGAAGAGAUUAUGACGACAUGAGCCCUCGUCGUGGGCCACCUCCACCUCCUCCUGGACGAGGUGGCCGGGGUGGUAGCAGAGCUCGGAAUCUUCCUCUUCCUCCACCCCCACCACCUAGAGGAGGAGAUCUAAUGGCCUAUGACAGAAGAGGAAGACCUGGAGACCGCUAUGACGGCAUGGUUGGUUUCAGUGCUGAUGAAACUUGGGACUCUGCAAUAGAUACAUGGAGCCCAUCAGAAUGGCAAAUGGCCUAUGAACCACAGGGUGGCUCUGGAUAUGAUUAUUCCUAUGCAGGGGGUCGUGGCUCAUAUGGUGAUCUUGGUGGACCUAUUAUUACUACACAAGUAACUAUUCCCAAAGAUUUGGCUGGAUCUAUUAUUGGCAAAGGUGGUCAGCGGAUUAAACAAAUCCGUCAUGAGUCAGGAGCUUCGAUCAAAAUUGAUGAACCUUUAGAAGGGUCGGAAGAUCGGAUCAUUACUAUUACAGGAACACAGGACCAGAUACAGAAUGCACAGUAUUUGCUGCAGAACAGUGUGAAGCAGUAUGCAGAUGUUGAAGGAUUCUAAUGCAAGAUAUUUUUUCUUUUUUAUAGUGUGAAGCAGUAUUCUGGAAAGUUUUUCUAAGACUAGUGAAGAACUGAAGGAGUCCUGCAUCUUUU